Molecule: messenger RNA, 1073 nt
Organism: Olea europaea var. sylvestris
Lineage: Eukaryota; Viridiplantae; Streptophyta; Magnoliopsida; Lamiales; Oleaceae
Product: probable protein phosphatase 2C 48
Exons: 2
Coding region: 252-1058 (268 amino acids)
Biological process (GO): protein dephosphorylation
Molecular function (GO): protein serine/threonine phosphatase activity; cation binding
Source: RefSeq, a predicted model, not a curated record
CUCGCGGAACUAUUGAUUUUGUCCUUUGCAUUUUUUUCUUUGGUUCAUGAUACAGAUUGGUGGCGUCUGAAUCUUUUGAUGACUGCGAAAAGUUUGGAAAUUGUGAUGUGGGUUUUGAAAUUGAGGACAAAAUAGGAUUGAAACUGCUGUUAUAAAUGAGAAAAAACACAUUAACGAAAAAUUGGGCAUUUUGAUUGUAGAUCACUAGGUUGAAAAAGGAAAUAUAAUUACCAAGAUAAUAUGUAAAUGCAAUGGUGACAACUACAUUGAGAAAGAUUGUGUCUCCUUGUUGGAAGCCUUACGUUGAGGAUGACGGAGAUUAUAGCAGAAAUAGAGGGGGUGACCCGAGUGGACGGGUGGAGGGUUUGUUGUGGUAUAAAGACUUGGGACAUCAUGUCAAUGGGGAAUUUUCUAUGGCAGUAGUUCAAGCCAAUAAUAAAUUGGAAGAUCAGAGCCAGCUGGAGUCAGGGCCAAUGAGCUCCAUCGAGUCUGGUCCUCACGGGACAUUUGUGGGAAUUUAUGAUGGGCAUGCAGGUCCUGAGGCAUCCAUAUUUAUCAGUAAUCAACUUUUCCAAAAUAUCAAGAAAUUCACAUCAGAGAGUCAAGAACUGUCAGCUGAUGUGAUAAAAAGGGCAUAUUUGGCGACAGAGGACGAAUUUCUGUCCUUGGUUAAAAAGCAAUGGGAUAGUAAACCACAAAUUGCAUCUGUUGGAUCAUGUUGCUUGGUGGGCAUUGUAUGUAGUGGGAUGUUAUAUAUUGCUAAUGCUGGAGACUCUAGGGUGGUCUUAGGAAGACGAGAGAAACCUGAGAAAGAAGUCAAAGCCAUGCAACUCUCAGCUGAACACAAUGCGAAUCAGGAAUCUGUUCGGCAGGAAUUGCAUUCAUUGCAUCCUGAUGAUCCACAGAUUGUUGUUCUAAAGCAAAAGGCUUGGCGCGUGAAGGGUAUAAUUCAGGUGAUUUCUCUUGGUUUUAUUUUCAUGCCAUUCUAUCGUGUUUGGACGUUACGUCUUCCUGUUGUUGAGCUUGAAUUGCAAAAAUAUCUUAAAUUCAAGAUUUAAUUUUUCUAAUUGUUA